Molecule: messenger RNA, 1186 nt
Organism: Zingiber officinale
Lineage: Eukaryota; Viridiplantae; Streptophyta; Magnoliopsida; Zingiberales; Zingiberaceae
Product: bifunctional protein FolD 2-like
Exons: 5
Coding region: 84-968 (294 amino acids)
Biological process (GO): tetrahydrofolate interconversion
Cellular component (GO): cytosol
Molecular function (GO): methenyltetrahydrofolate cyclohydrolase activity; methylenetetrahydrofolate dehydrogenase (NADP+) activity
Source: RefSeq, a predicted model, not a curated record
UUUAUUUAUGCGGCAUAAACCCACGCCGACUCCAUAUCUAUUCUUAUCCGGCUUUUGCGCUCUCCCCCUUCUGCUCCCUACCGAUGCCAAUGGCGACGAUCAUCGACGGUAAAGCGAUCGCACAGACCAUCCGGAAAGAAAUCGCCGAUGAAGUACGAUCACUCUCCCAAAACUACAACAAGGUGCCUGGUCUGGCAGUGGUGAUCGUCGGGACGCGGAAGGAUUCACAGAGUUAUGUCAGUAUGAAGCGAAAGGCCUGCGCAGAGGUUGGCAUCCGGUCGGUUGAUAUCGACCUCCCCGAGCAGAUCUCCGAGGAGGAAGUGAUCGCCAAGGUUCACGAGUUGAACGAGAAUCCGGAUGUCCACGGGAUUCUUGUUCAACUUCCCCUGCCUAAACACAUUAGCGAAGAGAAAGUCCUGAGUGAAAUCAGUAUUGAAAAAGAUGUCGAUGGAUUUCACCCUCUAAAUAUUGGAAAGCUGGCAAUGAAGGGCAGAGAGCCAUUAUUUCAGCCCUGCACCCCAAAGGGAUGCCUAGAACUUCUGAUUCGCAGUGGAAUAAGCAUAAAAGGCAAAAAUGCAGUUGUAGUUGGUCGUAGCAAUAUAGUGGGAUUGCCCGUGUCCCUUCUCCUUCUGAAAGCAGAUGCAACUGUAACCAUUGUGCACUCCCACACUUCGAAUCCUGAAAGCAUUAUUCGUGAAGCUGACAUAAUAAUUGCUGCUGCUGGACAACCAAAAAUGAUCAAGGGUGGCUGGCUUAAGUCUGGUGCUGCUGUUAUUGAUGUUGGGACCAACGCUGUUGAUGACCCGACUAGGAAAUCCGGUUACAGGCUUGUCGGCGAUGUGGAUUUUGAAGAAGCAAACAAGGUGGCAGGAUGGCUGACGCCAGUUCCUGGAGGAGUUGGCCCGAUGACUGUAGCCAUGCUGCUCAAAAACACUUUGGAUGGCGCCAAACGCAAAUUUACACAAUAAAGUAUAUGUUUUGGCAUCGUCACUUUGUUAUUAUUGUAGGCUAUUAUUCCGAGAGCUUUGCCCAAUAAUGUCUGUUUUGAAUUGGCUUUAGUUGGCUAAUCUGUGAGGUUUGAACAAUAAGGUUCGUCUUCAAUUUGUUAUUUUAUUUUGAAUUGUCUUUAGUUCGCUAAUCUGUGAGCUUUGAACAAUAAGGUUUGUCUUAUAUUUUUUGUCCUUUC